Glycine soja is the source of this 651-nucleotide messenger RNA. RefSeq names its product serine/threonine-protein kinase SAPK4-like. The record is from RefSeq and is a predicted model, not a curated record. The annotation marks the transcript as partial. Gene Ontology annotation, biological process: regulation of cytokinesis; mitotic spindle organization. Gene Ontology annotation, molecular function: protein kinase activity. Gene Ontology annotation, cellular component: spindle midzone; spindle pole centrosome; chromosome passenger complex. Lineage: Eukaryota; Viridiplantae; Streptophyta; Magnoliopsida; Fabales; Fabaceae. The transcript has 4 exons.
AUCCUUAAAAACACACUCCUUUUGUUCACUCCCCGCAAGUUUCUUUCCGUGAAAUCCCUAUUGAGAGCGCAACAACAACACACACCAUCAACAAGGACGAAGACUUGCUUCAAGUUGGUAGGAGAAUUGCCAUUUGUGGACAAAGAGGAUACCCAAAAUCUACACAAAACAAUAAAGACAGUUAUGGCUGUUCAAUACAAGUUCCCUGACAAAGUUUGCAUAUCAUCUGAAGACAGUAAAAAUCUGAUAUCCCGCAUUUUUGUGGCAAAUCCAGCAAUGAGAAUCACCCUAAAGGAAAUCAAGUCACAUCCAUGGUUUUUAAAGAACUUGCCUAAGGAAUUGAGAGAAGGGGCUCAAGAUGUUUAGUACAGUGAGGAAAAUACAAAAUAUCCUCUUCAAAGUAUAGAAGAGAUCAUGAACAUUGUCAACAAGGCCAAAACUACACCUGCAGCUUCCAGUCCAAAUCUACAAGAGAGAUUGAUUAGGGAAUUAAAGAAAAGAUAAUGUUGAGGUAGAUGAAAUCAUUUGCGGGUACCUUGCUUUUAUACUUUUUCUCUGUAUUUAUUUCUGCAUUCUUUUGGGCCGAGAAGGUCCUCUGGAUUUAUUUCUGCAUUCUUUAAUUAUUUUUUAAUCAAUUUUGCUUUUAUCUUA